This is a messenger RNA of Hirundo rustica (Barn swallow), 2158 nucleotides long. Its product is annotated as perilipin-3-like. Gene Ontology annotation, cellular component: lipid droplet; cytosol. NCBI's taxonomy places the organism in Eukaryota, Metazoa, Chordata, Aves, Passeriformes, Hirundinidae. The coding region runs from base 29 to 1897 and encodes 622 amino acids. The record is from RefSeq and is a predicted model, not a curated record. The transcript has 8 exons. Gene Ontology annotation, biological process: lipid storage; positive regulation of triglyceride storage.
GGACGGGAUUCCGCGGGGUGCCGGGAGGAUGGGUGCCACAAGGUGCCAGGACACCUGGACUGUGACCCGCAGCCGUGUGGCACUGAACUUUGUCCCAGUUGUCAUCGUCGAGGGGCUGGGCACGCUCCGGGGUAUCCCCGACGUCACAAGCACGACGUGGUCACGGCAGGGUGACCCAGGCGGCGCUGGGCGCCCCAGAACUGUCCAUCCUCCGGCCGCCGGAACCCGCUGGGACCAGUUCGACCAGCUCCGCCGGGCCAGCCCCGCCAUGGCCACCAGCGAGCCCACACCGGCGCAGCCCAAGGCAGAGGAGCAGCAGAGCAUCGGGACGCGCGUGGCCAACCUGCCCCUGGUCAGCUCUGCCUACGACAUGGUUUCCUCUGCCUACACCUGCACCAAGGAGAGCCACCCCUGCGUGCGCUCCGUCUGCGACGCCGCCGAGAAGGGGCUCAGGACCCUGACGGCAGCAGCAGCGAGCGGGGCCCAGCCCCUCCUCACCCGGCUGGAGCCCCAGAUUUCCACCGCCAACGAAUUGGCCUGCAAAGGGCUGGACAAGCUGGAGGAGAAGCUGCCCAUCCUGCAGCAGCCCCCGCAGAAGAUCAUCUCAGACACCAAACUGCUGGUGACCUCCACGGUGACGGGGGCCAAGGAUGUGCUGACCAGCACUGUGGCUGGGGCUAAGGAUGCGGUGUCCAACACCAUGACUGGAGCCAGGGAUGCAGUGUCCAACACCAUGACUGGAGCCAGGGAUGCAGUGUCCAACACCGUGGCUGGAGCCAGAGAUGCAGUGUCCAACACCGUGGCUGGAGCUAAGGAUGUAGUGUCCAACACCGUGGCCGGAGCCAGAGAUGCAAUGUCCAACACUGUGGCUGGAGCUAAGGAUGCAGUGUCCAACACCGUGGCUGGAGCUAAAGAUGCAGUGUCCAACACCGUGGCCGGAGCUAAGGAUGUAGUGUCCAACACCGUGGCUGGAGCUAAGGAUGCAGUGUCCAGCACCGUGGUCGGAGCCAGGGAUGCAGUGUCCAGCACCGUGGUCGGAGCCAAGGACGCGGUGACCAGCCGAGUGACCGGUGUGGUGGACAUGACCAAAGGGGCCGUGCAGGGCGGCGUGGAGCUGACCAGGUCCGCGGUCAGCAGCGGUGUCAGCACCGUGGGCCAGAUGGUGGCCAGCGGGGUGGGCUCCGUGCUGGGCAAGUCGGAGGAGCUGGUGGACCAUUACCUGCCCAUGACGGAUGAGGAGCUGGCCAAGCUGGCCACGGCCGUGGAGGGCUUCGACCCCGAGCAGCAGAGGCAGCAGCAGAGCUACUUCGUGCGCCUGGGCUCCCUCUCCACCAAGCUGCGGCACCGAGCGCUCCAGCACUCCCUGGGCAAACUGCAGAGCGCCCGCCAGAGCAGCCAGGACCUGCUGGCCCAGCUCCAGCGCACCCUGGACCUGGUGGAGAGCCUGAAGCAGGGCGUGGACCAGAGGCUGCAGGGAGGGCAGGAGAAGCUGCAGCAGAUGUGGCAGGAGUGGAACAAGAAGCAGCCGGGCGGCGGCAAGGAGCAGCUGCCAGCGGAGGCGGUGGAGUCGGGCACGCUGACCAUGCUGCAGGGCUUGAGCCAGCAGCUGCAGAGCUCCUGCCAGCCCUUGGUGUGCAGCCUGCAGGGCCUCCCCGCCGGCGUCCAGGACACGGCGGGGCAGGUCCGGCACAACGUGGAGGAGCUGCGGGCGGCGCUGGCUUCUGCCACCUCGCUGCAGGACGUGACGGGCCCCGUGCUGGCCCGAGCCCGCAGCCACGCCACCAAAGCCCGGCAGCUGAUGGACGAGCUGGUGGAGCACGUGGCCUUCAACACCCCCCUGACGUGGCUGGUGGGACCCUUCGCCCCCUCGGGCAAGCGCCCGGCGGAGCUGGAGUAGCCAUUCUGGGCUGCUUCUCCCCAAAAACGCCUCGUUAGGAGCCUGUGCUAAAGCCCCCCAGCCCCCCCACCUUUGUGCCUGCCUCUGUGGGGACCCCCCUGCCUGCCCCAGCUCUUGUCCCCUCGCUGGGGACCUGCAGUUACGUGCCUUGGCCGCCCCAAGUGCCUCUUGGGGGUCCCCCAUGUCCUCGGUGCCUUCAAACCCCCCUGGCCUUGUAGGGUCGAAACAGCACAAGAAACAAUAAAUCUGGUUAGUUUUGCA